UGCUUGGAUGAACGCAAUAAAAACAAAAAAUCUCAACAAAGUGUUUUGUUUAUACAAGAAUCAAUUUUGAGUUUAUUAAUUUAAAAAUUAUGAAGUGGUUUUGGUCAUCUGUUUUAAUUAUUUGUGCAGUAUUAAGUGCCGCAAAUGCAUACAAAAUUCUUGGAAUUUCUCCAACAAUGGCAAGAUCGCACUUUUUUGUAGGAAAUGCUCUCUACAAGGGAUUAGCUGAAAAAGGUCACGAAGUCACAGUGAUAUCACCAUUUCCAUUGAAGAAACCAACCAAGAACUAUCGGGAUAUUCCUUCUACUAAUAUUAUACAACUUUCAAAAGAAAGCAAAAGUAAUCCUUUGCAAAUGCGGGACAUGAACGUUAUUGAUCAAAUAUUGUCAAUUUAUGACCUCGGGUAUGUCAUCACAAACAGUACUUUGUCAGAACCUUCGGUGCAAAAGUUGAUGGCAUCAGGAGAGAAGUUUGACGCAGUUAUUUGUGAAGUUUUUCUUUCUGAAGCUCUCUUCGGUCUAGCUGAACAUUUUGAAGCUCCUUUAAUUGGAUUAGGAACGUUCGGUGCAACUUUAUGGAAUACAGAUUUAGUAGGCAGUCCCUCACCGUUAUCCUAUGUACCAAAUACUUUCCUGCCACUUACAACCAAAAUGACCCUUGCUGAACGAAUUUUAAACUUGGCAGUUAUUACCGUCGAAACUGUAGCUUAUUACACUUACUACAUGCCUCAGCAAAGACAGCUUUUCAACAAAUAUUUUCCAAAUUCAAAAGCGGGACUCGAUAACAUUCGCAAGGACACCGCUCUUGUAUUAUUGAACGCCCACGUUUCACUCAGCUUCCCAAGACCAUAUCAGCCGAAUAUGAUUGAAGUUGGAGGAAUUCAUAUCACCAAUAAGCCAAAGGCACUUCCAGCAGAAAUGCAAAAAUUCCUGGACGAAGCCAAGGAUGGUGUUAUCUACUUUUCAAUGGGUUCGAACUUGAAAAGCAGCCUGAUUCCAGUCGAAAAACGUGACGCUAUCCUUCGCACGUUCAAAUCUCUUAAACAAAAGGUCAUGUGGAAGUUUGAAGAAACUAAUUUGCCUGGAAAGAGUGACAACGUGUACAUCAAUGAUUGGUUUCCCCAAGAAGACAUUUUGUCUCACCCGAAUGUAAAAUUAUUUAUCACCCAUGGAGGUUUACUCAGUACAACUGAAUCGAUCUUUUAUGGAAAACCAUUUGUUGGAAUUCCAAUGUUCGGUGAUCAGUUCUUGAAUAUGGCUCGUGCAGAGGCAAUUGGCUAUGGAGUGACGGUUGACUACAACGAACUAACUGAAGAACUCUUUUCAGCUGCUAUUAAUAAGGUUAUAAAAGACUCUAAAUACGAAAAGCUUGCAAAAUCAAUGUCAGAAAGGUUUCGAGAUCAACCAAUGAAACCCCUUGACUUGGCAGUUUAUUGGGUUGAAUAUGUAGCCAGACAUAAAGGUGCUCCACAUCUUCACUCUGCCGGACAGGAUCUUGGCUUCAUUCAAUAUCACAAUAUUGAUGCCAUUGGUAUUCUUUUUGGAGGUAUCUUGUUGGUUUUGAUUGGAAUACAUGUUGUGAUCUUUAAAGUUGCAAUUCGUUCCUUUUUCAAAAGCCAACAGAAAGUGAAAACAAAUUAGAAACCCUUAAGGUUUAUCCACGGAAAGAAAUACUCUCCAAGCCGAUAUCAUAAUCAAUACAUUGUUAUUAUUUAUAGUUAAUGUAUGUACUGUACAUAUAUGCUUAAUUUAUAUAAAAAGUAGCUGACCCGAUACUCGAUAAUUUCUAGAAAACAUUUUGCUAGAAAUAAAUAACUUAUGCCAAAAUAUUAAAACAACAAAUGAAC
This is a messenger RNA of Eupeodes corollae, 1846 nucleotides long. RefSeq names its product UDP-glycosyltransferase UGT5-like. The record is from RefSeq and is a predicted model, not a curated record. Bases 90 to 1640 code for a protein of 516 amino acids. Gene Ontology annotation, molecular function: UDP-glycosyltransferase activity. The transcript is spliced from 2 exons. Lineage: Eukaryota; Metazoa; Arthropoda; Insecta; Diptera; Syrphidae.